AAGUACUAGUCAUUAAAGGGAAUAUUGUUGACUGACAACAUUACAUUCGUGAAUCUGAUUGGUGAAAUUCAAAGUGAGUCAAAUCGUAAAUACAAGUACGUCACGUCCUGCCAAAGUUCAAACUUACUGCAUUAUGUAUUGUUUCCAUGACAACAAAAAAUAAACAAGCGCAAAACUAGAGAAUAUUUAUUCUAUUCGAAUAUGAAUUUAUAAGAUAUUUUACCUAAAUAUAUGUGGUUCCAUGGCAGAACUGCACAUUUUAGGACAUUUAAAUUGUGCACAGCAUUUUACAGAGGGUUAUUCUUUGUAUUGUCGAUACACGAUUCAAGCGGGUCCCAAUUGGACACUACUUACAGGAUGCACCGAGGGGCAGACAUCAACUGGUAAACCCAAUACUGAUAAUUCUGUUAUAUGGGCUCAUCCGCUUGAUAUACAUUUUGUAACUCGCGGUAUACAAGGUUGGCCAAAGUUGGUUUUUCAUGUCAACUGUCUUGACUCAUUGGAAAGAUCAUGGGUGGUAGGCUAUGGCUGUACUAGUCUCCCCACAGUGCCAGGUUAUCAUACAAUAAGAGUACCCUGCUGGCUGCCUGCUGCAACUUCAAUAUCAGAUAGCUUAAGACAAUAUUUUCUUGGUGGAUCUCAUCAAAUAACACAAAAUGAUAUUAUUAGUUUAGGAAAUGAUAGAUUCAAGUUAAGCACACAGUCAAAAGGGUGUAUAGAAAUUAAGAUCUGUAUAAUUUUAAGGAAUUUCACUCAAUUUGGAGUAGAGUAUAAAUAAUGCAGCCAAUAACAUACCUUGUUUUUACUUUGGUGUCUAUUUUAAUUCAAUUUUGUGUUAUGGACUUCAUAAACGUUACUAUUGAGGAAAAGAAUAAAAGUAAAAUGUUAAGGCGCAAUUUACAAGCCAUGGCUAGGAUCGUAGAGAAG
Pieris napi is the source of this 927-nucleotide messenger RNA. RefSeq names its product B9 domain-containing protein 2 (gene B9d2). The coding region runs from base 242 to 778 and encodes 178 amino acids. The transcript is spliced from 4 exons. Gene Ontology annotation, biological process: cilium assembly. NCBI's taxonomy places the organism in Eukaryota, Metazoa, Arthropoda, Insecta, Lepidoptera, Pieridae. The record is from RefSeq and is a predicted model, not a curated record. Gene Ontology annotation, cellular component: MKS complex.